Messenger RNA from Cylicocyclus nassatus, 477 nucleotides. The record is from the annotation of a GenBank genome assembly. NCBI's taxonomy places the organism in Eukaryota, Metazoa, Nematoda, Chromadorea, Rhabditida, Strongylidae.
AUGCCUAUCAAGUCAGUAAUACCAAUGCCGGGAUUAAAGGGGCUGUAUGAGACCGUCUGGGCAGCAUGUCGAGCCGUCAUUUUCGGAUGUAUCGUUAUUGCUGUUGGUUUAGCGAUGACUGUUCUAGGAUACUUCGACAAACAGUUCUCUGAGAGAGUUGAAGUUAUUGAUGGGACUGUCAAUGUCUAUCAUGACCGGGUAGUUCAGUAUCAGCUGAAAAGCAUGCAGUAUUUGGGACCAAUUCUUAUGGGAAUCGGCUCGUUCAUCCUCAUCAUUGCAUGUGUUGUCACACUUGAAAGCCGAGAUAAACAUGCUCAAGUAAUUACGGAAGAAUCGAUGUCAUUUAAACGCCGACGACUUAUUUUGGAGGCGAAUAUCUUAACUGAGUUUUUAUCCACAAAUGAUUUGCACUCAUGUUCAAGUCAAGUGACAACGGACCGAGACUUCAAACCGAAUUGCUGUAUUUUCUCAUCUUGA